This is a messenger RNA of Linum tenue, 2180 nucleotides long. Lineage: Eukaryota; Viridiplantae; Streptophyta; Magnoliopsida; Malpighiales; Linaceae. The record is from the annotation of a GenBank genome assembly.
ACUGAGCAGAUCCAGAAGGUAUAUUUUUGUAGUAUGGUGUUCAUUUAUGUGCUCUGUUCUUGGGUGUAGUUGCGAUUGAGUUAUCUUUUUUCAGCUGAAAGUUUAGAGCUUUACGGUUUUCGUUUGAGAAGAAAUGAUUGGGUCUAAGUAUUGGAUGUCUGGCUUGUAGAUGCUAGUAGUAGUAGUAGUAAUCAUUAGCUCGUAAUCAGGAAGCAACGGGCUUGUUCCUUGAAAAGUUGGUGUUUUCUGCUCUUAGUUCUGUGCCCAUUUCAGAUUAUCGACUUUUAUCUACUUGAUUGCUCAAUGAUGUCUGAGGGUAUGGGAUUGCACUGCCAAGGCACUUACCAAUGUCAAGUGUUGCUAGUGGAAUUAUCUGAGAUGGUGAUGUAGCUCACUUCAUGAUGCGUAUGUAGGAAAUUUCUGAGGAUUAAGAGUGCCAUUUUUCUUGAUGAGAACAAAAAGUUGAUCUUAGCAAUAUUGGACAAUCAAAACCUCGGCAAGCUGACUGAAUGUGCCCAGUAAGAAGUCAUUUGCUAAUGCAUCUGACAUAUGUGUGCUUGACUUUUUUACUCUUCUUGUAUACCGUCUGUAACUGAAGAUAACCACUAAUAUUGUAAUUGAACUCCAAGAAACCUGGAACCUAGAAAUGUCUUUGAGUUCCAUCUCAAACUCCAGAAUAGAGCAAUUGACUCAUAAUCUGCAGUGGCAUACAUCUUCAUAAUUGUUCUGACCACAACUGCUUCCUGCCACCAUGACAUUCCUGCCAUCUCCUCGUCCAAUGUGAUUGCCCUGUUCAUUCUUGAUUGUUUGUUGGUGUGUCACUGUUUUAAGCAAGCAUAUUCUUAGGGUGGGAUAAGAUUUCAGAAGUAUUAGUCUGUCUUUGAGUCAUGCAGCCUUGUUUGUUGUUUCUUUGUUUCUUUUUACUUUUUAGUAAGGAUACUUUUACUUACAUGUCCGAUGCUAGUACUUUACUGUUGCUGUUUGUUUUGACAACUUACAGGAUACGUCACUGUUUUGUGCAUCAUAUGAUAGGGUGAUUGGCCAUUAGAACUCUGGAUUUUCAUGAAUCCAAAGUUUCAUUUAUUGUUAAGAUAUUGGUUUUGUAUGUUCAAUUGGCAUUGGGUGCUCCCUAUUUACUGUGAUUUCUUACUUGUCUUGAUUUGAACUAUGUAGAUACCAAGCACAACUGCAGAAGAAUCUAAUGUAUCUAGCGGCUAUUGCUGAUGCCCAGCCACAGGGACCUGCCAUGCCGCCUCAGAUGUCUCCACAUCCAGCAAUGCAACAAGGAGGCUUUUACAUGCAGCAGCAUCCUCAAGCUCAAGCACAAGCACAAGCACAAGCACAAGCACAAGCACAAGCACAAGCACAAGCACAAGCUCAAGCUCAAGCGCAAGCUCAAGCAGCAAUGGCUCAGCAGUCGGCAGGGGGUUUUCCCCCAAGGAAUAUGCCAUUACAAUAUAACAACCCCCCACAUCAAAUGCAGGAUCAUCCACAACAAUUACACCACCAACAAGCGAUUCAUGCACAACAGAUGGGAAUAAGGCCGCCCUUGGGAGUCAACAAUGGCAUGCAUCAUACCAUGCAAGCUGGCGAUGCAAAUCUGGGAAGCAGUGGUCCCUUAGCACCCUCAGCAGCAGGAUCAAAUAAACAAGAUGCACCACCUGAAGCUGGAACAUCCGGUGGUGAUCGCCAGGGUAGCCCGGCUGCUGGUGAAGGUGGCGAGCAGGCGAAAUGACCAAACUGGGUUUUGAAUAAAACAUGAAUGUGCCCUCUGUUGUUUGAUUAGUUGGCAUAUUCAUACAGUGAGCAGGAUCUGUUUCUUGUGGUUCUCUUUUUGAUGUUGUGAACCCAGAACUGAAGUCCUCUUGGUUUUCUUGUUAGUGUUUGACAGAGUAGUUCUCUAGCGUAAGUUGUUUGGUGUCUGGUAUGGGUUUGAAGUAAUCUAAACCAGAGCUGUAGUUUCCUUUUCUCUCUGUUCCUUAUCUGUAGGGUUAGUUUCAGACGAGUCGUUUCGUGUUGUAAUCUGUGUGGUAUGUGUUGUACUGACUGAUGAAACUACUCGUACCAGAAAAUCUCGAUUUCCUCGGUAAGUUUUCCAUUUCUUGAGUUGGUAGUGGAAAUCAUGUUAGAUCGGGUCGAGAAAAGUAACCAUAACGAAGAAAUUUCUUCUAUAAAGGAUA